AUGGUGCGGUCGCGAUCUGAUGAAAUGCAGUCAGAAGACCCGUUGAACGCCGAUUGGCCCAACGAGGCCGAACAACCGUCGUUGUCACAGAUUCUGGCACAACUAGAAGAACAUCACGGACCGCCGGACAAAAUGAAAGACACAUCGGCUUGCUCCGAAGCAGGGUCUUCAGAAGCCGAGAAUCCCCCGGCCAAAAGACAACUUCUUUCAGAAGGCGAAGAUGGCGACUCGAGCUCGAGUCAGCAGAGCGGCAGCCAAUACAAUUCGAGGUGCGGGACCGGAAAGCGUCCGGUGGCCAACGCCAACCAGAACCCCGCCUCUCAAAACAGCUUGCGGAGAAGAAGGACUACGCUUAGUGCCCGCGAGAGGAAUCUACGGAGGCUCGAGUCGAACGAAAGGGAAAGGAUGCGGAUGCACAGUCUCAAUGACGCCUUCCAGGCGUUGAGAGAGGUUAUUCCUCAUGUGGCUAUGGAACGCAAACUGUCCAAAAUCGAGACCCUAACAUUAGCGAAAAACUACAUCAUGGCAUUAACGAACGUCAUUUGUGACAUUCGCGGCGAUGAACGGCCGUAUCAGUUCUGCGAAGCCGAAACUUCCAUCGACAGUUCCGGGUACAAUGGAUUGAACGUCGUGGGAAUGUGCCGCGCCCAGGACCCGGUGCCAGAAGCGAGUCAAAUGAUUAGUCUGCCCCCCGUCAACACUCUCCAACCACUAAAUGGACCCAGUCCCGAUUUACUUGGAUUCACAGCAAGCCGAAAAGACAUUUUGCCCGUCGAAGACGUCUGUGGCAGUAUGACGAAUACGCCGCUCUCUCAGUGUGAUGGUCUGUCUGACGAAGCCGUUGUAGGUCCAAAUCAACUCGAGUGGUAA
Molecule: messenger RNA, 870 nt
Organism: Galendromus occidentalis (western predatory mite)
Lineage: Eukaryota; Metazoa; Arthropoda; Arachnida; Mesostigmata; Phytoseiidae
Product: neurogenic differentiation factor 1-like
Exons: 3
Coding region: 1-870 (289 amino acids)
Biological process (GO): sensory organ development; axon development; positive regulation of transcription by RNA polymerase II
Cellular component (GO): nucleus
Molecular function (GO): E-box binding; DNA-binding transcription factor activity, RNA polymerase II-specific; protein dimerization activity
Source: RefSeq, a predicted model, not a curated record